Molecule: messenger RNA, 1714 nt
Organism: Amoebophrya sp. A25
Lineage: Eukaryota; Dinophyceae; Syndiniales; Amoebophryaceae
Source: the annotation of a GenBank genome assembly
CUAACAUGUCUAAAAGUGGCCUGAUAGUUUUAUUGACAACCAAUAUAAUUCGCUGCGUCAUCAACCUUUGUAAGCCGUCCUCAUACGCGGUUGUCUGAUCCGGGAUAUGAAAAGAAUGGUCAUGUCGAACUGCUAGUCUUCUGUAUCCGUACCUCCUGCUCGGAGUCCAUCUGGAAAAUAGAAGAGAAUAGCGAGGAGGCGAAGGCGAAGUGAAACAAGAUCAUGCUAACUUCUUCAUCUUCAGCGUCUUUGUUGACGGAACCGUCGCACGCCAGAAGUAGCACGAGCAGUCCUAGAAGGAGGAGACGCGGUCAACAUGCAAGGACAACGCGUCGGCUAGUCAGCGCUUUAGCACUCGCACCUCUCGUCCAAGUCAGCGGCAUCGCUUUCUACCAAGACCCUCGCGAAAUCAACUGCUUCUACGUAGCCGCAGUGACUGGUGCGCAAAGUGUCCAACUAAAUUACGAGGUAGACCAUGUCGAUGGCGGAUCACCCGGUGUGUCAUUUAGCGUCCACAACCGGAAAAAACCAGAGCAGAAAUUGGCGUCGAGUCAGGAUAGCAAGCUGCAGAUCCAUCUGGGUGCAGACGCGCUGCAGAAGGGGAGUGUUGGGUAUAAUCAAUCUUAUGACUGAUACCUUUAGAUCUUGUAGAAGGUAGAUAAGGUUAAGGAAAUCUUCUUCUUCUUCAAUGAUCAUCGGGGACAUUUUUCAUCUUAUUCUUAAGACUUCUGACCCAACAGUUGUCCGUCUGAUCUCACAGUAGUAUCGCGUGGGAGAAGUAGAUGGGAAACUUAUUUGUGAUGAACGCAGGUCCGACAUGACUCUCGCAAUUUGUUUUGAGGCGACGCAUGGAUCCGGAAGACAACUUGUGAACCUAGACGUAGCCGAAGAGGGCUAUCAAAGCGGAUAUCCAGCAACCAUGACGCACGCGGAGAGAACGGCAGCAUUGGCGAAUCAAAUGACAGGGAAAAUUAUGGUCCGAAGUGUAAGUGUGGAUGGAACGUCGUGGAUUGAAGUAGAUGACUGUGUGGUUUUUCGCAGUCCAAAUCAUAGUCAACUAGUCCAACACAAUGCUCCAAACCCAAUAUAAUUCCUGGUGCGACCGAUUUUCCUCUAAUCCCGUGGCACACAUCCGUAGCCAACAAGAGUUUUCCCUCACGCGUGAAGCCAUACGCAAGGAAGGUGUCGAGAGUCUGCGAGCAUACACCAUGUACUGGAAAGCGGCAGAGGCGUUGUGCGUGUUUGUCUUCGCUUUCAUGCAGGUCUCAGUCUUGAGGGGCUAUUUUGAGACGAAGGCCUGUGUGUAGGAAGCUUUUCAGAAGGGGCGAGUCGCGUCGUGUGGAGGUGCGUGUAGUGAAAAUAUGAGAAGUAGGAGUAAAAGACUUCUCUUUCUCUAUCGGCGUAUUAAUGUGUGUUGAAUGAUAUCUCUUUUCCUUUUGACUCCGCCAAACACUACACCGAGAAUGAUUAUAGCACUUAGUUCAAACAAACACGAGUAAUCGAGAUCUACUGCGAAUAUCACCAGAAACCGAUAAGCAUCUUUUUUAAGCCAUUGAAGUCAACCAUGUUGACAUGGUGUGUAUUUGACGAGAAUUCGCUUCCUGAGGUAGGAGGAGUGAUGGCCGCUAUCGAACUCACCUAAAUGGAAAAAUGGGGCACGUGCAAAGCGAACAAAUUAGGCCAAGAAACGGUAUAUGAGCAGCCUAACUAUCAA